GGGCUGUUCCGGAUGAGACGCCUCCCUCCCUCCGCCCCUCUGAUCCUCUUAUCAGCGAGUAAGCGGCCAAGAUGGAUGUUGUAAACCAGCUGGUGGCCCAAGGGCAGUUCACCAUAAUCAAACAACCUUUGGGAUUUAUAAAAGUUCUACAAUGGAUCUUUGCGAUCUUCGCUUUCUCAACAUGUGGAAGUUACUCUGGCAUGUUCAAGAUGAGUGUGGAGUGCAGCAACCGGUCGGAAAGUGAUCUAGGCAUAGAAGUAGAAUUUGAAUAUCCAUUCAGGCUCCAUCAGGUUUACUUUGAUGUCCCCACUUGUAAGGGAGGGAACAAGGAUCGGCAGUUCCUGCUCGGGGACUACUCCUCUUCGGCUGAGUUCUUCGUCACCAUUGGUGUCUUUUCCUUUCUCUACUCUAUGGCAGCACUCUCUGUAUACUGUUUCAUCUUAGAGAAGUAUCGUGAAAACAGCAAGGGGGCCCAGAUUGACUUUGUUGUGACGGCAGUAUUUGCCUUCAUGUGGCUGGUGUCUUCUUGUGCUUGGGCUAAAGGCCUGUCAGAUGUAAAAACAGCCACUGAUCCAGAGAGGGUCAUCACUCUCAUCCCAGCCUGUGAUGAACCAGAAAAUCGUUGUCGUGAGCUCUAUGACCCCAAGGUCUCCGGCCUCAACACCUCUGUGGCUUUUGGCUUCAUCAACGUUAUCCUGUGGAUUGGGAACCUGUGGUUCAUCUUUAAAGAGACUGGCUGGAAGGCUGCCUUUGCUGGAACGUACGUCCCAUCACAGGAGAAGCAGCCCGCCCCAGAUUCCUACGACCAGGGUGGCUAUGGACAGCAGGACCCCUAUGCCGGCUCCCAGGGAGGUUACCAGCCCGAUUACGGCCAGCAGGGAGGCUACAGUGAGGAUGGAGGUUAUAACCAGGGCUAUGACCAGCAGCCCACCUCCUACUCUAAUCAAAUGUGAGCCUGCCCUGAAAAACCAGAGCUGCAGAAUGGGUGACCUUGUGAUUUUGGGGGGUGGCUCUCCACCGACCACCACUUUCAUUUCCACACUCCUCUGUUUGUCUGUUUGUGUAUCUGUGAGUUGACAGGCGGAGGGAGGGAGGGAGGCCUGGAGGGCAGACACUGGUGGGGCUGGGGAGGAGAUCAUCAUUGUGGGUGUUGUGGGGGCAGGGAGGGGAUGGAUCUUUGCUGUAACAUGAUGUUUAUUCUAGUGAUGUAUUAACUGUAGAAGACAACAGAGGAUUGUCUGUUUGGUUAUACGAGAAAAACUUGAAUACAAAUACCAAAACAUUCGUUUAUGAACAUUUAAGAGAAAUCUUGUAAUGAAAAAGACAUUUAUGGGGAAAAAAAAAAAACAUUGUAGUAAUAUUUAACUUGGGAGAAUGUAUUUGUCUGUGCUGUGUAAAUACCAACAUGCUGAUAUAUAUAAUUAUAUGUACACAGUUGAAUAAUUGUGCACUCCAUAUUAGUUGUUAUACAACAAAUGUUGAGCACAGAGUUAUUCAAUUGCAUUUACUUUGGUUCUGUUUAGGAGCUCACAUAGUUUAGUCUUUGUCCUUAAGUUCCCAUAUUAAUACCAAAAUCAUGUUUUUAUUUUCUCAUCCCAAAAUCUGGGCAUUGUUUUUUAAUGUUCUCAUUAUAGUUUUCCUUCUUAUUUAUUUAUUUGAGCAGCAUUAUUUGGCAAGAUUUAAGAACUGGGGUUAUUGUGAUGGCAAAUGUUGAAGCAAAACAGAGAUAUGUAUAAAAAAAAUGAGCUGAGAAAGAGAAGUAAGAUGUGAACAGUAGUGAUAACAGUGGGUUGCUUUCAUUUUUAUGUUUAUUAAAAUAUAUUUUUCCAUCAAAUAUCACUGUCAAGAGAGGAUGAAUUCUUGUGACACACUGAAUAUUUCAAAUCCUGACAUCUAGAAUAAAGAGUGCGCAGGGAGAAGAAAAUGAGCACGUCAGAUUUACUGCGCUGUUACAGAAAGUGCUGUUGCUCUGUCAGUACCGAAAUUGUGAACUGGAGCUGUGAGCGGCUGCCUUAGCAAUGUGUGUUUGUUUGGAUUUGUGUAGUGGCAUCAAACAAAUUUUGUCGAUGAACCACAUCCUGUUUUCAGUCGCCUUUUAUGUGGUCCUGAAAGUUGUAAGACAGAGUUAUAUAGUUUUUUAAAUGGUGUUUCUAUCACACUGUAACCAGUGGCAUACAUCCAUUAACAUUAACUGUAGAGAAAUGAAAGUAAGGUAUAUUCAAUUUUAAAGACCUUGAUCAUGCCGUGGAAUAACUACAUAUUAUUAUGAAGGAGUUUGACGAGUAUGUCUCCAUAUAUAAUCCUUCUGCAUCCUCAGUGUACUUUAGCUCUUCUGCGAGCCAAUUUACUGCAUGCAUCCUGCUUCUGAUAUCUCAAAGCAUCCUUAAACAUAUUUGAGAGGCUGAGGCUCAAAGCUGCAAGAAAGCAUUAGGCUACACAAUAAAUAUCGUGGUAUGUUCAAUCCAUCGUAGUGGUUACUGCACAAAGCACAAACUGAACAGCAGCUCUGCUAUAGUCUAAUCAAAGCACAAAUUAAGUGUUGCAAUAAUUACUUCUUUCCAGAUACAAACACACUUUCCCAAUCAUCAGUCUUCUGGUUGGAUAUUCUAGUUCAUGUUUCCCAGAAGGUAAGAGAUGUGUCUUGAUUGGUAAUUUCGCUUCCACGGGCUUUGUCACAAUAAAUUGUUCAUCUCCAGUAAUAUUGGUCCAUUGUACAGCCUUGUAUUCAUUGAGAUUUUUUUUUUUUUGAAAAUAAAUUAAUAAAUAAAUUCAGGGUUCUUUGAUUCAGGCAGUGUAGAAGCACCUUGCUUUAUCUCCUCCUCUAGUCUCCCACCUCUGUUUUUUCUCUCUAUCUUUCUUUCUCCUUCACUGUAGCUCUUAUAAAUAUGCUGAAAUGAAAUAUACUCUGUUGUUAGUGGUGAAUGAUGUCUUGUGAUACUCUCUAAGCCUUUGGAUAGUGCUGUGUUUAUUGUGUAUGAUGUAUUCAUAUUAGUAUUUAUGAUAAUGAUAAGUCAGAGAAAAAAAAAAUAACCGAGACUCUCCAGAAUUCUGCUGUAUUCUUAUUAUUAUAUGGGAUCCAUGUGAAACAAAAUGAAAUAAACUUGAAAUUAUUCUGUUGAAGGUUAAAAA
Molecule: messenger RNA, 3129 nt
Organism: Archocentrus centrarchus (flier cichlid)
Lineage: Eukaryota; Metazoa; Chordata; Actinopteri; Cichliformes; Cichlidae
Gene: sypb
Product: synaptophysin b
Exons: 7
Coding region: 72-953 (293 amino acids)
Cellular component (GO): presynaptic active zone; synaptic vesicle membrane; synaptic vesicle
Source: RefSeq, a predicted model, not a curated record